UGCUUCGACAGCAUUCCUCGUACUUGCUGCUCUCACGUCAUUGGCCACCGCAGCGCUGCGAAGCGGAACCAGGCUCGGAUUCAGCGACGCUCAUUGGUCAUCCUGUCGGCCAACCCGGAAGAAGCCGGCGCGAGGUGCGCGCCUCAGUGCUCCCGAAGAUGGCGGGGGUGUUUGAGGUGGAGGUUGACGGCGUAGAGCACGACCACGGACACGGACAUCACGAUGAAGCACAGCAGGUUGAUUUGUCUCAACUUUCAGCUGAAGAGAAGUGGAGAUUGGAACAUGCCAGGAUGCAUGCCAAGCACAAGGGGCACGAAGCCAUGCAUGCUGAGAUGGUACUCAUCCUCAUUGUGACACUUGUCCUGGCCCAGCUGCUCCUGGUGCAGUGGAAACAGAGGCACCCCAAGUCCUACAAUCUGGUGACACUCUUCCAAAUGUGGGUCGUCCCACUGUACUUCACCACCAAGCUGCACUGGUGGCGAUUCCUUGUCACAUGGUUCAUCUUCUCAGCGGUCACCGCGUUUGUCACCUUCCGCGCCACACGGAAACCGCUGAGCUGCACAACCCCCAGGCUGGUCUACAAAUGGUUCCUGCUCUUAUACAAGCUGAGCUACACAACAGGGAUUGUGGGCUACACUGUUGUCAUGUUCACUUUGUUUGGCAUAAAUCUAAUUUUUAGAAUAAAGCCAGAAGAUGCAAUGGAUUUUGGGGUCUCGCUGCUCUUCUACGGCCUUUACUAUGGAGUGCUUGGGCGGGACUUUGCAGAAAUGUGUGCAGACUUCAUGGCCUCCACAGUUGGGUAUUACAGUGCAUCAGGCAUGCCCACUAAGCACCUGUCAGACAGCAUCUGUGCAGUGUGUGGCCAGCCAAUCCUGGUGGAUGUGAGCGAGGAAGGCAUCAUCGAGAACACAUACAGACUGUCCUGCAACCAUGUAUUCCAUGAGUUUUGCAUACGAGGCUGGUGCAUCGUGGGAAAGAAACAGACCUGUCCAUACUGCAAAGAGAAGGUGGACCUUAAGAGAAUGUUCAGCAACCCGUGGGAAAGGCCGCAUGUCAUGUAUGGACAGCUUCUGGACUGGCUACGCUAUCUUGUUGCCUGGCAACCAGUGAUCAUAGGCGUAGUACAAGGAAUCAACUAUACCCUCGGACUGGAGUGAAGACUGGUCGAACAAGGGAAGAUAACAUGGUGCACACAGACUGCGAAAGAACAUGCUAGACCAGUCGAUGGACUUGGGUUGGGGAGCUAGAACUUUGUAAUGAACUUUUAUAUGUAUAUGUACAUAUACAUACACAUGCAUAUUGGUAUGUUUUAUGUAUACGUAUAUAUAAACAUGUACAGGUACUUACUAAUCUGUAUUUAAUAAGGAAAAAAUGCAUUUUCCAGCAACAUGGGAUUAAAUUUUUCUUUAUUUGUAAUGUUUUCAUUUAUGUGAUUUUAUGAGUUCAAAAAAUUUGGGCUUUUUGUGAGAGGAUGAAUCCAUUUGAUUUUUAAAGCCUCUCUGAAGUCUUAAAACACCUUUCCUUUUAAAUGGUCAUUUCAUUUUAGAUUGUUCAGGUGUGUGCUCACCUUGAUACCACCACAGCUAACCUGCAGUGGGAUGGGGCUUCUUACCUGGUGUCCAGUGCUUUCAGUUUUGUCCCCUUUUUAAAAUAGCCAACAAACAUGAUUGAAACUAAUCAGAAGGGGCUCUUGGAAAGAUGGGCAGUUAUGUACACCAGUUGGGUGCAUUUCUUUCACUGGCCAAGUGUGUGUGUGUGUGUGUGUGUGUGUGUGUCCAGGGAGGUGAUCCUACGGAUAUUGCCUAUAUGCUGCUGUGUCACUGUACAUGAGGGGUGGAGCAGCAGUAACAGUAUGUGACUCGUGCUCACAUGGUUUACUCUGGUAAUGGGGACCCUCCUGUGUCACUGGCGCACUGAGGCCUGGUGACUUGGAUGACAUGUUGGAUAUUAAAACUUUAACAAAUCCAGACUAAGUGCUGUUCAUGUAUUUGUCUUCUCCCCAUACUUCUAGAGUUUGCACUUGAGUCUGGGCUGUGAGCCCAUUGUUAAAGUGUUCUAAGUUUCAAUAUUUUUAAAACGAUGUUAUCUACAGUAUAUGUUGUAAUUAGACUUGGUGGAUUUCUGAGCUUGUUGAAAAUGUAUGUCGCACUUUAAUCCGGUAAUUGGUGGGCAUAUGAUAUGGUGAACCCAGCAACGCAGACAGUGUCACGUGAAACGUUUUAAAUAUGUAUUUUACUGGAAUGACUGGGGAAGUGUAUAAAGUUUGGUAUUUUCCCGCCUUUUGUAUGUACUUGUUGGGGAAAUGUCAUGAAUCAAUGUGAUUCCUGAACGGAUUCCCCCCGCGGAUGAAGCGGCUAUGAAACGUGCGCCGAAGUCCGUCGUCGAGGCUGCGCGUGACUGGCGACUCUCGGAUCGCUGGCAGGGCGAGAUCUCCGCGCGCGCGGAGCGACUUGUGCUCUCGAGAGCACCUGGAAACCACAACUAUUAAACAUAUGAACAGAAAGUGCUGCAGUCCGUGUUUUUUUUCCGCGCUGCUCGUGUCACCACGGCGCGUAGGGGAAGCGAUGACGCACCGGGGAGCGUGACGAGCGCGAGCGUUUAAAAAGUCGCGCAACGAUGAGCGCCGGCACGAGGGUCGCGAUCCGCUCCGCGAGGACACAGUAGUUCACGAGGCAGCAGCAUCAUGGGGCGUGAACUGAUUCAGACAGGGCCUGGAGCUCCGCUCACAUUCACUGCGGUGCUCAUUGGAAGCAUGUAUUUGCUGAUGGCUUCAGCACUUCCAGAGGUGACAGGGCCUCGUAUCACCAGUCCCGUGAAGCCCAGGAUAAGAGCCGAUCUGGGACGACCGCUGGUGAUAUCCUGCAAAGCUGAUCCAGGAUUUCCAGAUGACUUCACUCUGAUCUAUUGGCUGGCAAAUAAUCAGUUCAUAGAGAUGAAGUACCCUGACAGCAGGGUCACAGAGGCUGAUGAGAGAAGAGAGACCAGAAACCAAACAGUUUUCAUCCAGAGAGACCUGGUGUUUCAAAAUGUUCUUCAGGAGGAUUUUAGCUCCAAUUACACCUGUGUUGUGAUGAGCCCUGCAGGGAUCAACAAAAUUACAGUCCACCUGGAGAAAAGCAAUCGGAAAAACAUCCGUAACAGGAAAUCUAUUGGAAAGAAUGGCAAGGGAAUGAAAUUUCUGAGACGCAGUAAACAUUGAAGGCUGCCUCAAACCUGGAAGCAUGCAUUCAUUUUUCAUAUCAACAAUGCAUGCAAUCCUCCAUGUGUUCACUUAGUGGUUGUCUGUGUUUGGCUUGUCAGUAGCUACCUCCUUUAUGUUUAGUCUUUUUUUUUUUUUUCUUUCUUUUAAUAUACUGAAUUUGGCAGACCGCUUAUUAAAGGGUGCUAUAUACCAUGGGCAUUGUACCUUUGUUUCAUUUUCAUGUAAUUUGUUGUUUCCAAUUUAAGUUUUCUUUCAAAUGACAUUUUUUUUCUAGCUGUUUGACAGUCAUGAAACUGACUGAUAUGGAUUUAACUUUAUAACAUAAAAUUCUUAGUGUAUUUGUGGAUGUUUUGAAUGAAUUUUGAGCAUCUUAAUUUUGUAAAUUGCCAUAAUCUAUGGAUUUAUUCAUUUUGGCUGUUCAAAUGUGGAUUUUUGAACUCUGUUUUAAAGCAGCUAAUGACCUGUUUAUCUUCAUAAAUACAUGCAAGGCAUGGGGGGAGAACUGUAAGGGAAGAAUUUGUAAAUCUGAAAUAUUUAUAAAUAAACAGCCACUGACUGCA
Molecule: messenger RNA, 3762 nt
Organism: Scleropages formosus (Asian bonytongue)
Lineage: Eukaryota; Metazoa; Chordata; Actinopteri; Osteoglossiformes; Osteoglossidae
Gene: rnf121
Product: ring finger protein 121
Exons: 15
Coding region: 159-1157 (332 amino acids)
Biological process (GO): ERAD pathway
Cellular component (GO): endoplasmic reticulum membrane; Golgi membrane
Molecular function (GO): ubiquitin protein ligase activity; metal ion binding
Source: RefSeq, a predicted model, not a curated record